Molecule: messenger RNA, 1441 nt
Organism: Tricharina praecox
Lineage: Eukaryota; Fungi; Ascomycota; Pezizomycetes; Pezizales; Pyronemataceae
Exons: 1
Coding region: 49-1326 (425 amino acids)
Molecular function (GO): N-acetyltransferase activity
Source: RefSeq, a predicted model, not a curated record
CACAUAUCCCAUUAACUCUCCACAUUCCAGCUUGAAAUCCCAUUACAGAUGCCACCCCUCCGUCCUCUCGGCCCACUAGAGCGCUGGUUCGCAAUCCGCCACACCCUCUCAUACCACAACAGCGUCAGCCUAACCUUCACCGUCUCCCUGCUCGUCCCGCUGACUCCCGCCGCGGUCACCGCGGCCCUGACCGUAUGCCUAUCCACGCACGCCGUGCUCUCAGUACGCAUCGCCUCGGACACCGACUUCCAGCGUGUGUGGCCCGUGGACCUCUCCCAUGCCGUCGUCUACUCGGACGCAGACUCGCCAGACCUGCCAGACAUAGCCCUCGAGGCGAACACGGGGUUCGCAGACGCCGGCGUCUGCUGGCGCAUGACCGUCUUCGCGCGCGCGCAAAAAGUGGUACUCUCCUACCACCACGGAAUAAUGGACGGCGAGGCGGGCGUGGCGGUGGUGCGGUGCUUCGUCGGCGCGCUGCUGGCGCCCCCGGUGCCCCCGGUGCCAUCUCCAUCCCCUCCACCCCCACCCCCGGAGCUCCCCCCGCCGCUGGAGCAGCAGCUAGCGCUAUCGGUAUCCUGGCGCACGGCGGCAUCAAAGCUCGCCACGCUGCUGCCGGCGUGGCUCCCGUCGUGGCCGGGGGCGGACCUGUGGACUGGCCCGCCGAUCGGCCUGAGCCCGCCGUUCAGGACGCGGAUAGAGUUGCUGGAGCUCGACGCGGCGGUGACGUGGCGGGUGCGCGCGCGGUGUAGGCGCGAGGGCACGAGUGUGACCGCGCUGCUACAUGCUGCGGUCGCGGAGGGGUUGGUUGAUAAAGUAGGAACGGGCGUCAGUGGGAGUGUGGCGGUUAGUUUUCGGCGGUUCCUGCCAAGGGGGGCGGGCGGGGCGGAGGGGGAGUGUGUGGGUGUUAUGGCGUCGAGUUUGGUGCACACGCACCAUCCGGGCGGGGGGGUGUGGGAGCGCGCGAGGGGUGUGAAAGCGACGAUCACAGCGGGGCUGCGUGUGGGCCCGCGCGACUGUAAGGCGGCGAUGUUGGCGUGGGCGCCGGAUAUUCGUGCGCACCUGCUGGCGCAGGACGGUAGGCGGCGGGAGCUAGCGUUUGGAGUUAGCAAUCUCGGCGUUGUUGAUAUCGUGGGUGUCGAGGAGCUCGUGUUCAAUCAGAGUGCGAGUCCCGUCGGGAAUGCGUUGGAUGUGUGCGCUGUUGCUACAGAUGGGAGUGGGCUCAGGGCUGUGUUUGGCUGGAUCGAGGGAGUGCUACAGGAGGAAUGGAUGAAGGACGUGGUGGUAAGGGUGAAGGAUAUACUCGAGGAGGCCGCGGGGGAGGUGUAGUGGUCAGUCGGUCAGUCAGUCAUUGCACCGCCCGUGAAUAGUGAGCCCUCCUGUAUUCUGCACAGAGCGAUGCUUCACCCCCAUUUCCAGUACGAUGCCAGUAGCUAUCAUAGGU